UUUAGUCUUAUGCACCAGUGGGAAGUGGCUGCAAGAGGAAGUACAAGAGCGAGGGUGAGAGAAAGCAGAAGGGCUGGAAGACGAAGAAGUUUAUUUUGUUCUUCCUGACAGGCUCCAGCACUGGUGUGAAGAGAAAAUGCACCUGCUGCUGUUCAUCCCCCUCUUCCGCCUCCCAGGCUACUCCACCUUAUCGGGUCCAAAAGCAGUGAGUGGCCCAAAGGGGGGCUCAUUGACUGUGCGGUGUAGUUAUGGCCCAGGAUGGGAGACCUACUACAAGUGGUGGUGUCGAGGAGCUGUUUGGAAUAGCUGCAAAAUCCUCGUUAAAACCACUGGGUCAGAGAAAGAGGAGAAGAAGGGUGGCAUAUCCAUCAGGGACAGUCAGAAAAAUCGCACAUUCGAUGUGACCAUGGAGAAGCUCAAGGAAGGCGAUGCAGACGUUUACUGGUGUGGGAUUGAGAGAAUAGGAACUGACCUUGGAGUCCAGGUUGAAGUGUCAGUUGGCCCAGCACCAACUACAAUGUGGACCACCACCACCUCCACCAACACCACGUUUACAGUGCCAGCCACCCCAGAAGAGACCACAGCCUUCCCCACUAUGACGAGCCAGCGCUCUGAUGUCAGGUCUAAGAUCAUGCAGCUCAAAAUUCUCAUUCCCCUCGUCUGUGCCGUGUUGCUGCUUCUCUUGGUGGCGGUCUCACUCCUGGCUUGGAGCAUGGUGAAGCGACAGAAGAAAGGUGCUGUGACAUCCUCAGAGCAGCCCCUGGAGAGUGACCUUUGCUACGCACACCUGACUCUGCACCACGCUGGCACCUCCCUGGUUUCCUCCCGGAAAAAGGCCUCCACCAUGUCUGCCUCCUCUGCCCAGGCCAACCAGGCAGAAGUAGAAUACGUCACCAUGGCCCCCUUUCCGAGGGAGGAGAUUUCCUAUGCUUCUCUGCCUUUGGACACCUUGAAUCAGGAGCCAACCUACACCAACAUGGGCCACCACACAGCCCGCAUUCCCACAAGGAGCCAUGAGGAGCCCACAGAAUACAGCUCCAUCAGGAGCCUUUAGCCACUACUCCAGGGCUUCCUUUCAGAUUUCACCUGAACCUACUGUGGUGCACACAUUGCUGUCUCAUCUGCCUUCUGGCCCUGGUCCCCUCAUCAGGACCAAUGGGCGACUGAGACCUCUGCCCCAAUCCAGCCAGUGUCGCCCCCAGCUCAGGCUCCAGCUCAAGUCCAGACUCAUGGUCUUCUGCGGGUCAGAACAGGAGUUUCUACAACUUCUUUUCUCCCACAUUGCUUGAGAGGGUGCUGGAGGGAUGCUCUGGGCUGCCUUGGAAAUAAUAAUAAUUAUGACAAUAAUAGCAGGUAACCUUAACCUACUGCUUACCACAUACAGUGGGCUGAAUAAUGGCCCUCCAGAGAUAUCCACAUCCUAAUCCCAAGACCUUUGACUGUUACCUUAUAUGACUGUCUUAGGCUGGGUUCUUUAGAGAGGCAAAACCAGUGAAGUGUAUACAUAUAUGUGUGUGUGUGUGUGUGCACGUGUGUAUGUAUGUUUAUAUUUGUGUACACACACACACACACACAUACGUAUAUAUAGAGAAUGAGAGAGAGAGAGAGAACCUCAAGGAAAUGGCUCACGUGGUUGUAGAGGCUGGCAAACCCCAAGUCCAUGAGUCAGAGGUCAGAUGGGGGCUUUUUCUGACUCACAUAGUUGCAGAGGCUGAUGAACUCAUGAUUGGCAGGUCAGAUGGCAGGCUGUUGGCUCACAGGCUGCAGAAGCUGAUGAAUCUCAAGACGGCAGGUAAACUAGUAGCUCAAGUCCCAAGAACCAGAGGUCAGAUAAUGAUAAGCUGGAUGCAGGAUCCAGAGUGACAGCCUUGCUGGAACAUCCAUUUAUAUACUGCAGGCAGGCCACAUUCUCAAGGAAACUCCCUUUCAACCGAUAGGCUGCUCAUACCAGAUCUCAUCAUGGAGUUGAUUACACGAUCACAUAGCUGCCAAAUUACAUCACUGAUACUACAUCACUGACAAGCUGCAUCAUAACUGCCAAACCACUGAGAAUCAUGGUCCAGCCAAAUUGACACUCAAUCUUAACCAUCGCCAUGACAAGGGAGACUGUGAUUAAUUUAAGGAUCAUGAGACAGGGUGUUUAUCCUGGAUGAUCAGGGUGGGUCCCGAAUGUAAUCACAAGGGUCCUUAGAAGAGGUGGGCAAGAAGGUCAAAGAGAAGAAGGCAAUGUGAGAAUGGAAGUAGAAACUGGAGUGAUGUGGCCAGGAGCCAAGGAAUGAGCUGAAAAAAGACAAGGAAUGGAUUCUCCGCCUAGAGCCUCCAGAAGGAACCAGCCCUGUCAACACCUUGACUUAGAUCCUAGUGAGAUGAAUUUUGGACUUGACUUCCAGAACUGCAGGAAAAUAAAUAGGUAUCCUUUGUGGUUUGUUAUGGCAGCAGUAGGGAGCUCAGAUACUAUGUUGCAGGCACUAUUCCUUGCUUCACUUUUGUAACUAAUGUAGUCCUCACAACAACCAUAGGAGGGCGCUGCUAGCAUCAUCCCGAUUUACAGUGAGAAACCUGGGAUCCAGAGAGCUUCAGUGACUGGGACCAAGUUUUAUCUUCAGGAAGCAGAUGAGUUGGAAUUUGAACCCAGUCAUUUUGGCCCCAGAAAUCUGGAGCUUGGGCUACUACCCUACACUGUGUGUAUAAGGAGGAUAGUGUGUGUGUGUGUGUGUGUGUGCCAUGCACACAAGGACACUAGUGAGUGCUUACAGACACUGGCCUGCUGUCCUUGUUCUAGAGUCCUGGACCUCUCCCUGCAGAAUAUAUUCCUGAGUCCCAUCCCGUCUCUGUCUCUGUGGUUACUACUCUAGUCCAAGUAACGCAGAGUUCAUUCUGAAUUCUGCUUACAGCAGCCAGCGUGAUCUUUGUAAAGCACAAAUCUGAUCGCUUUCUGUGUAUAACCUUCUGGUAGUUUCCCUCCCCAGCCCAAGGGGCCCAAGUUGAUCCACGGGUCCCUGCCCGCCCCUUCAACUCCAUCUCUGAAUUCUCUCCUUCUCACUCACUUUGCUCCAUCCCACCAGCCUUUUUUCUGUCCUAACAAGGUGAGGCUUUCUCCCUUCUCAAGGCUUUGGGACUUGUUGGGGCUUCUUUCUGGAAUGUUCUUCCUGAAGAUCUAUGAAUAGUUAGCUUCUUUUCCGUCAUCACAGCUGAAAUGUCCCCUUCAGGGAUGUCUUUCCUGAGCACCCUGAUGGCAGUGACCCUUAUUGCCCACCUCCCAGUUUGGACCCAAUUUCUCUCUGCCAUGUUGCCCUGUGUUACCUCCUUCAUAGCAUUUAUUACUUUAUGAAAUUUCUUACUUAUUGGUAGGUGGCUUCAUUGUGCAUCCCUCUCCACUAAGCUGAAAGCUGCCUGAAGGUGGGGACUCUGUCUCAUUCCCUGCUCUACUCCUUGUGCCUAGUUUAGUGCCUGUACCUGGUGGGUUCUCAAAUGCUUGUUUGUUGAAUGAAUGAAUAAAUAGCACAGCUGGUUCAGACUUAAGAACACAGGACAAGCUCUCAGGAGCAGGGAGGAUUGACUGUGUCCAUCACUCCAGGGAGGGAGUCCUGGGCCAAUUGGUCCAAGGAAUUUCCGGAUUGGCUUCCCAGGAGCAUGAAGUGGGGAGACUACUCCCCUCCUGACAAACAGGGAGAAGCAAGGAGCCAUGAUUUCCUCCUGAUUGGGGGCAAAGGUCUAUUACUUCACUUAGGUCUGUUUUGGUGGCGGCUGGGGAUGAAGUGUCAGGGAAAGGCACCACCCUUGGAACAAAGGACCAGUUAUGCUUAAGAACCACAAGCCUCCUGGUUCACAGGCAAGUGGCCUGGCAGGUACAGGGGCCAUAGAAGUGUUUAAUGGGCCACUAUCAAUGUAUUCAGUCCCUGGGUGGUGUAAGAUGUUUGAACUUGGCUACUAACCUAAAGUUCAGCAGUUCAAACCCACCAGCAGUGCCAUGGAAGAAAGGCCUGGUGAUCUACCUCCAUAAAGAUUACAGCCAAGAAAAUCCUCUGGAGCAGUUCUACUUAGUACCAAUUUGGGUUGGGUCACCGUGAGUCAGAAUCGACUCAACAGCAAUGGGUUUUUGUUUUUUUCUUUUAAAUCAGUGUGUCCUGGAAUUUACCUGACUUCUCACAGCCCUGGACACCCCAAAUAAAACAGGAGAAGUGACAUUGGUGGGCGGACAUCCCAGCAUGCUGCUGCUGCUCUUUGCUCCUGCUCUCAUGCCCCAGACAUGAUUCUAGAAACUUAACAGCUUUUCCUUCCUGGGGGAAUUUGCAGAGGUGGAGCAGGCUUAAAUAUUCUUUAACUGGUCAUUUAAGCUGGUCAGCUCAGAGUAAGACUAUUUUUGACCCAGGCUGUUUUAAGAUUACAAAGCAAGAAGUGGCCACGGAGAGAAGUUUAAAUGACAAAGUUCAAAGCAGAGCAAAAUUAGAGUUGAAGAAUAGAAGUCAUAACAUAAAGCCUGGAACCAGUGAACUACUGCGCCAUUUUGACUCCUGUGUGUAAAGUUGCUUUAUGUCUGACUUUUUAAACAGCCAGCACCAAACGGAAUGUCUAAGUGUAGGCAUAUGUUGGAUAGUAAAACCAAACAAGCCAACCAGUUGCCACUGAGUCGAUUCUGACUCAUGGAACCCUAUAUGUUACAGAGUAGAACCGCUCCAUAGGGUUUUCUUGACUGUAAUCAUUAGGGAAACAGAUUGCCAAGCCUUUCUGCCAUGGUGCCACUGGGUGGGUGCCAACUGUUUGUGACACCCAGGAACCUCAUGUUGGAUAAUGAGGAGCUUAUUUUUUCUGGUAAUAUACUGUCACAGAUACUAGUGAAGAUUACUGUCAAGAAACUUUCGACAUGAAUCUAGAAAGACAGGGGAGACUAGAAUUUAACUCAGGUUGGCUUGGUUAGAGGAGUCUGGCUGCUUCUGUCUUUAUCUGGACAGUGGAUAUGGGUUGGAAAUGGCAGCCAGGCUGAGUUGAGGAAAACCAAAAACCAAACCAAACUCGUUGCCGUAGAGUCGAUUCCGACUCGUAGCGACCCCAUAGGACAGAGUAGAACUGCCCCAUAGGGUUUCCAAGGAGCGACUGGUGAAUUCGAACUGCUGACUCUUUGGUUAGUAGCUGAGCUCUUAAUCCUUGCAAAAGCAGCUUAUAAAGACUGAUCCACUCUGAUCACUUUUAAUUGUCUUAGUCAAGCUUUUAAAAAAGGUGUCUAAUCUAAGAUACAUCUAUUGGCACCAUUUCAUCUGGAAAAAAGGAGAGUGAAGAAAACCAAAGAUAAGAGAAAAAUAUCAGUCCAAAGGAAUAAUGGGCCACAUGAACCACAGCCUCCACCAGCCUGAGCCAAGAACUAGAUGGUGCCUGGCUAUCACCACUGAUGGCUCUGACAGGGAUCCUAAGAGAAGGUUCCAGACAGAGUAGGUGAAAAAUAUAGAACAAAAUUCAAAUUCACACAAAAAAGACCAGACUUACUGGUCUGACAGAAACUGGAGGAAUCCCUGAGACUAAGUCUCCCAGACACCCUGCUAACUCAGAACUGAAACCACUCCCAAAGUCCACUUUUCAGCCAGAGAUUAGACAAGCCUAUAAAAUAAACAAUAACACAAGUGGGAAAUACGUUUCUUAGUUAAAUUAAGUAUACAAGACCAAAUGGAUAAUACCUGCCUAAAAGCAAAGAUGAGAAGGCAGGAAGGUACAGGAAAACUGUACAAAUGAACAUGGAGAGCUCAGGGUAGAAGUGGAAAAGGGGAGAGUGCUGACACAUUGUGGGGAUUGCAACCAAUGUCACAAAACAAUCCAUGUAUAACUUUUUGAAUGAAAAACUCAUUUGCACUUUAACACCUAAAACACCAUCCAAAAAAAAAAAAAAAAAAAGAUAUCUACAAGACAGAUACAUUGUUGGAGAUGUUUUUAUCCAAAACCCAGCCAUCUGGACCGGUGGCUGGCUGAAAAUGGACCUUUCCACGUCCUCAGAGACGGAGUUGAGCAGCCUAUGACGUUUGUGAAACUAGUCCAGUUGAUUCCAUAGCUGGACAGAGCAGACUUCCAACCUUCAGUCAAGCAUUCAGGUCCUUUGGGUGUUGGUUAUGACCUUGGAAUCAGCCACUAAUUCAGCAUGUGGGAGACCCGGGUUUGAUUCCCCGCCAAUGCGCCUCAUGCACAGCCCUCACCAUCUCUCAGUGGAGGCUUGAGUGUUGCCGUGGUGCUGAACAGGUUUCAGAAGAUCUUCCAGACUAAGGUGAACAAGGAAGAAAGGCCUGAUAUCUACUUCCAAAAAUCAGCCAAUGAAAACCCUACAGGUCACAGCUGUCUAAUCCUCAGCCAAUCACGGGGACGGCACAGGACCGGGCAGCAUUUCAUUCCAUUGUGUAUUAGGUCACCAAGACUCGGGCCACCUUGACAGCAGCACUAGAGUUUAGAGGCUGCUGGAGGAAAUGCGCAGGGUCGGGGAAGGGAAGCAAACACACACAAGAGGUUUGAGAGGAAAUUAUUUCAUAACGUUUACAGAUAUGUAUCUGAGUAUUGUCUCAACCCUAUCCCGCUGCUCCGUAAAGACUCUGCCAAGGCUGAGUCUGGGGGCUAGGCUAGCACCUUUAUUACAAAAGAGAGUUCAGAUGGGUUCCUCAGCUGAGUGAGGAUGGCAUUCACCAUCUUGCUGUAUGGUUUCCAGGAAACCAUUCUGCUAAAACAAACUCCAGGACAUUUAAACACUCAGCUCUGGUUGAGUGACUAAUUAUUUAUAGCACACCUAAAGUUGCUGGGGUUUCCCUCCUUUGUUUUUUUGAAUUAUUCAUAUUUAAAGAUUCCACUUUAUAAAAAUAGCAGGCUUUGGCCAGGCUCCUUUUGAGAACUAUGUGAAUAUUAUUGACUUUCAGAAGUCAGAGCUUUUUUGAGAAUCGUGGAAGGAGGGGGAAAAAAUACUGGACUGGUAAUUUAGAUUAGGAGAACUGUCAGGAGGAAGUGAAGCUAACAGUUACCUUUGUGUGGAUACCUUGAAAGUUAGAGUUCCUAACUGCUCAGGCUUGGACAGGCCAGACUGCCAGAGUACAUUAAUUUCACGUGCCAAUAAUUUUUUUUAGGUUGGGAGGGACAGAUAUGCCGGCUAGCCUUUUAUUUUACUUAGUAAAUGCAUUCCUAGGAGUCCCUGGUGGCACGAUGGCUAAGUGCUUGGCUACUUGACAGUUUGAACCCCCCCAGAAGCACCUGGAAACACAGGCCUGGCCAUCUGCUUGCAAAAGAGCACAGCCUUGAAAACCCUAUGGAGCAGUUCUACUCUAUACACAUGGGGUUGCCAUGAGUCAGACUUGACAGCAAUUAAAAAUGAUUCAUUCAUAAACUAAGAGGUAAAUGGAAAGAAUGCUGACCAAUGAAAUCAGAGUGUAAACAGAACUGUUAUGACUACGAAAAUAAAAUUGAAUGCUUUGGAAAGACCCAAUGUAAGCAUGUCAUUUAAAAGAAAAAAUUGCUGACUGGAGGAACCCCUGAAGCCGUGCCCCCCAGUCGCUCUCUUAACCCAGAACUUAAACUGUUCCCAAAGCCCACUCCUCAGAGAAAGAUUAGACUGUACGAUAAAACAGAAAAAAACACUUGUGAAGAGUGUGUUCUUAGUUCAAACAGAUACAUGAGACCAAUGGGGAGCUCCUGUCCAGAGGCAGGAUGAGAAGGCAGCAAGGGACAAGAACUGGUUGAAUGGACAACAAGAAACCCAGAGUGGAAAGGAGGAGUGUGCUGUCACAUUAUAGGGAUUUCAACUAAUGUCAUACAACAAUAUGUGUCUAAAUUUUUGUAUGAGAGAUUAACUUGAGCUGUAAACGUUCACCUAAAACACAAUAAAAAAAAAUUUUGUUGCUAGUA
Molecule: messenger RNA, 7863 nt
Organism: Loxodonta africana (African savanna elephant)
Lineage: Eukaryota; Metazoa; Chordata; Mammalia; Proboscidea; Elephantidae
Gene: CD300LF
Product: CD300 molecule like family member f
Exons: 7
Coding region: 137-1054 (305 amino acids)
Cellular component (GO): plasma membrane
Molecular function (GO): transmembrane signaling receptor activity
Source: RefSeq, a predicted model, not a curated record